UGUUUUUAUAUUAUCGCGAUUUUAAUAUUUAUUACAUCGUGUUACGUAAUAACAUUUCUACGUUGUUGUGUCUCUUUUGCUUCCAGUUCCAUUUUGAACGUUAUCAUGUAGUGUGGUAUAAAUAACAUGCACCAAGUCUACCAUUUACUAUGAUCUAGUGAAAGCGGUUACUGUGUUUGUUAAAUUUUUUAAAACAAUUUCAUAAUUAAAAUUUACGUUAGGGUUACGCUGUCUCUAGAUAAGGCUCAUCGCAGAGUAAAAUUGGCUUAAACGUAAGGCUUUGAAUUGUUUGCACUUUUUCAUCGUUAUUUUGAUACCUGUGUUAUUAACACAUUUAGGAUUUUAAGUAUUGAGCCUUAGAGAAGCCAAGACCAUGAAGACAAGAUUUAAUACUGUGGAUUUAACUGCAAUUAUAACCGAGUUAAAACAAAAUCUUUUAGGCAUGCGAGUUGCACAAGUGUAUGACGUAGACCAUAAAACUUACCUUAUAAAGCUUAGUACGGAAGAGAAAAAGUCUGUUUUGCUAUUGGAAUCAGGAAUCAGACUGCACACGACAGAUUAUGAAUGGCCCAAAAGUCCUGCACUAUCCGGAUUUUCUAUGAAACUAAGGAAACACUUGAGAAACAGACGGUUAGAAAUGAUUAGACAACUUGGAGUUGAUAGAAUUGUUGAUAUGCAGUUUGGGAUUAAUGAUGCAGCAUACCAUGUUAUAUUAGAAUUGUAUGAUAGAGGAAAUAUAGUGCUUACAGAUUCUGAAUAUAUCAUCCUUAAUAUAUUAAGACCAAGAGCUAAAGGAAGUGAGGAUGUCAAGUUUGUUGUGCGAGAAAAAUACCCAGUAGAUUUAGCUCAGCAGUCUGAACCUGUACUAGAUACAGGAAAGUUAACAGAAAUCAUCAGUACUGCCAGAGUUGGAGAUAAUCUUAAAAAAGUACUUAUACCCCAUGUGCCUUAUGGACCAGCUGUUAUAGAGCAUGUUUUGCUUGGCCAUGGUUUUCAGCAAAAUACAAAAAUAGGUAAAGAAUUUGAUGCAUUAAAAGAUGUGUCUAGACUUAAAGAAGCUUUGCAGGAAGCUGAGAAAAUUUUGAAUGAGGCAAGUAAAAAUCAAUGUAAAGGAUUUAUUAUACAAAAGAAUGAAAAGAAACUCAACAUUGAAAAUGGUGAACAAGAAUUUACAACAAAUGUAGAGUUUCACCCUUUCUUGUUUCGACAACAUCAACAAAACCCUUAUGUUGAAAAUUGCUCCUUUGACAAAGCUGUUGAUCAAUUCUUUUCUAGUUUAGAAGGUCAAAAAAUUGAUUUAAAAGCUAUUCAACAAGAAAAAGGAGCUCUAAAAAAAUUACAGAACAUUAAAAAAGACCAUGAACAGAGAGUUAGUUCUUUACAAAAGGUACAAGAAGAAGAUAUUUUUAAAGCACAGGCAAUUGAGAUAAAUCUUCCUCUUGUUGAUAAAGCCCUUUUAGUUGUGCGUAGUGCAAUUGCUAACCAAAUAAGUUGGACUGAAAUUUGGAACAUCAUUCAAGAAGCUGCAGUACAAGGGGAUCCAGUAGCUAAAGCAAUCAAGUCCUUGAAAUUAGAAGUAAAUCACUUUACUAUGCUACUUGAUGUCCAAAAUGAUAAUACACAGAAGAGUGAAGGUAAUGAGAAUGAAAAGACUGGGAGCAAAAAUUCUGUACUAGUAGAUAUUAACAUUGAUUUAUCAGCAUAUUCAAAUGCAAGGAAAUACUAUGAUAAAAAAAGAAAUGCAGCAAAGAAAGCUCAAAAAACACUUGAGUCAUCAGAAAAGGCAUUCAAAUCAGCAGAGAAAAAAACCAAACAGCUUUUGAAAGAGGUGGCAGUUAUAACGACAAUAACAAAAGCCAGAAAAACUUUUUGGUUUGAAAAAUUUUUAUGGUUUAUAAGCUCGGAGAAUUAUUUGGUUAUUGGAGGAAGAGAUAUUCAGCAAAAUGAACUAAUUGUGAAGAAAUACCUUAAACAAGGGGACAUCUAUGUUCAUGCUGACCUUCAUGGGGCAAGUAGCAUCGUGAUCAAGAACCCCACUGGUGGUGACGUUCCACCAAAAACUCUCAAUGAAGCAGGAACUAUGGCUGUUUGUUACAGUGCUGCAUGGGAAGCAAAGAUUGUGACAAGUGCUUGGUGGGUUUAUCAUCAUCAAGUGUCUAAGACAGCCCCUUCAGGGGAAUAUUUGACUUCUGGGGCAUUCAUGAUUCGUGGUAAAAAGAACUUCUUACCUCCUUCUCACUUAAUCAUGGGGUUUGGUUUUUUGUUUAAAUUAGAUGAAGAUAGCGUAGAAAACCAUAAAGAGGAGCGAAAGGUAAAGCUGGAUGAUGGAUAUGAUGCUGUGGGUGAAGAGCUGAUUUCUAGCCUGGAUAUUGAAGAAGAUAAAGAACUACCUGUUAAGGAAGAUGAUCUUGAAGAAGAUCAGAAUGAAAACCAUGAAGGAGAGAUACGUGAAAAUAUUAAAAGUGUUCCAGUCAAUACAGGUUGUGAACAAAAUUUUGCUAGAAAUGAUGAUGUCAAAAAGAGUAAUACAGAUGAUGAAAAUACUUCAGAUGAUGAUGAAAGUCUAAAAUUUCCUGACACUCAAGUUAAACUGGGCAGCUAUAAUGAGUAUAAAAGUGAAGCCUGUAAUGUUGAGAGUCUAGAAGAUGAGAAGGUUGUAUUUUUGGGAGAUGAUCAACCAGUGUUAAUUAAAUCUUCAAAAAUAGAAAACACUGCCCUUAAAAAGUCAAGGCAAAAGCUUCCAAUCAAACAAGAUACCUCACACAAAGACAUUAACGACCAAAUUAAAGCAUCCAUACAGCCCAAGAGAGGGCAGAAAGCCAAGAUGAAGAGAAUCAAAGACAAGUACAAAGACCAAGAUGAGGAGGAACGACAAUUAAGAAUGGAAAUUCUAGCUUCUGCUGGAGGAAAAGAAAAAGGUAAUAAAAAUGGGAAAAGUUCAAAAGAGAAAAAACAAAAACAAGAGAAAAAAAAACUUUCCAAUCAGAAGAAACAAGGAAAAGGAGCUGUUCAUUUUUACCAGCCCAAUGAAGAUGUAGAGGAUACACCAAGUCACGUAAAAAAUGAACUUCCAAAACAGCAGAUUACUGAUAGUGAGCACCAAGUUGAUGGGGAGGUUGAAGAUGGGGCUGAAGAAAUGGCCGAAAACAAUGAAAUUACACAGCUUAUUAAUUUGCUAACUGGUAUUCCUCUUCUUGAUGAUACCUUGUUGUUUGCUCUUCCAGUGUGUGCUCCAUAUGCAGCCAUGCAGAACUACAAGUUUAAAGUUAAGGUCUUGCCAGGAACGGCUAAGAGAGGUAAGGCAGCAAAAACUGCUCUGCACAGUUUCCUUCAAGAUAAGAUUACAGCUCGAGAUAGAGAUUUGCUUAAAAGUGUGAAAGAUCAAGACAUUUCAAGAAAUUUGCCUGGAAAGGUGAAACUAGUAGCCACAAGUUCUGCAAAAUCCAAGUAGAAUAAAUUGUAAAACAUUUUAAAUAAAGAUAUAAUAACCAAAGCACUGAAGAUCGUCUUAUAGUUGAAACUCUAUAAAAUAAGGUGUUCAUACUACUAAAAGAAAUUAUUUUUACUCAUCCAUUAUAUGUACAAAACAGUUGUGUGUUGGAAUCUGUUUGUACCAAAAACAAAAUUCCAUCUGGAGUAUAAAACAAAUACUGAUCAUGACAAUGACUUGUGUGUGUGUUUUCAUGAGAAAAGUUUGUAAAAUUAGCUACUUUAUUAGCAAAAAUUACAUCCAAAUUUUUGAGCUGCGUGUAUAAUACAGAAGCUAUAGUACUGUAAAUCUUGUGAUGAACUGUUACAGCCACUCUGCAUUUAAUUUUGAACUGUAAUUACUGUAAGAAGAAGGCUCUAAUAGUUUAGUUUAGUUGUAGGCUGAUAGGGGGUAGAUAUAAUAUAUCAUCAGCUCCUAAUCACCCAGCAGUUGCAUUAAUACAAAAAUGUGUGUAACUUUUAUAUCUGUUAAAACAUUCCCAUUAUAAAAUAGUUAUUAUCAGUUAUUAAUAGAAUAAUUUACAGUUAUAACUUAAUACAAUAAAUAACUUAUCAUUUUUGAUCCAUAAAGUAAUUAUCAAAUAUGAUGAAAAAAUUUUUUUUAAAAGUGUCAUAAAUGCUGGAAAUAUGAAGUUAUAUUUAUUAUGUCCAGUGGUAAGGAGUUCUACUCUUUGAAAGCAAGGCCUCAAACAGUUUUAUGAAGAUAAUUUGGUAACAAAACAUUGCUGAGGAAAUAACUUUUGACUAUUUAAGAUAAUUACAUAUUUUAUUAUUUCUUACAAAAAUAAACUGUUAAUGAUACAUUUAAAUAUCUGAACAUUAGACAGUUUUGUGUUAAACAUAAAAUUCACUAGCUGAAAAAUAACUGAUUAGAGUGAAUUUGUUAUUUUACUUCCCAGAAAGUGAAUAGUUAAAUGAUUCUAACUACUAGUGUAACUUGGCCUGUAAUAAUUUGUACAUGACAUCUUAUUUGAAAUAAUUCCUAGAAAUAUAUUCCAAUGGUUUAUGAUACAAUUUUACAAAUAUUUAAUUAUUUAACUUUUUCUCAUGUCCUAAUGAUAAUGUAUUUAAUGUUUGAAAUACAGUUUGUAAAAACCCAACUAUUCACCUACAUUUUCUAAUUCUUUACUUUUACAACAGAUUUAAUAAUUUUUAUCUGCAAAAAAAAUAAAAAAUUAUGCCAUCAACAAAUAAUAAAUUUGACUCGUUAGAUCAAUUGAAAAUGUCAUUAAUAUACAAAGUAAUUGGGAUAAGACCUAAUACAAAGCCUUGUAGUUCUCCACAUAUUGUGAUUUAUCUGAAUUAGUAUUUUAUAUUUAAAAUGUACCAGUUACCAAAUAAGAUCUAAGCCAGUGCAGUACCAACUUUCAAAAGAUUAUCUCGAACACUUUUGAGAGAUUGAGAAAAAACACCAUUUGUAAUUUUACUGUUAUCAAUAAACUCUGCUAU
Messenger RNA from Limulus polyphemus (Atlantic horseshoe crab), 4938 nucleotides. RefSeq names its product nuclear export mediator factor NEMF-like (gene Clbn). Gene Ontology annotation, biological process: ribosome-associated ubiquitin-dependent protein catabolic process; rescue of stalled cytosolic ribosome. The transcript has a single exon. The record is from RefSeq and is a predicted model, not a curated record. Gene Ontology annotation, cellular component: RQC complex. Gene Ontology annotation, molecular function: ribosomal large subunit binding; tRNA binding. Lineage: Eukaryota; Metazoa; Arthropoda; Merostomata; Xiphosura; Limulidae. The coding region runs from base 374 to 3451 and encodes 1025 amino acids.